Sebastes umbrosus (honeycomb rockfish) is the source of this 3383-nucleotide messenger RNA. It is a transcript of the gene pdp1, whose product is annotated as pyruvate dehyrogenase phosphatase catalytic subunit 1. The coding region runs from base 141 to 1718 and encodes 525 amino acids. The record is from RefSeq and is a predicted model, not a curated record. Gene Ontology annotation, molecular function: cation binding; protein serine/threonine phosphatase activity. Gene Ontology annotation, biological process: protein dephosphorylation. The transcript is spliced from 9 exons. Lineage: Eukaryota; Metazoa; Chordata; Actinopteri; Perciformes; Sebastidae.
AUGACGUCUGUCAGAUCCCAGCCAAUCAGCGGUCGUUUAGCAGUGCGGCGCUGCAGAGAGACUCGGAGGGGUCGGUGUCGGUGUUAAGUCAUGAACUUCAAUAACUUCUUCACAUCCAGCGGUUAAGUGCACCUUCAGCCAUGCCUGUGACAUCCCAGCUGCUCAGGGGGUUGCCCCGUGCCAAGGUCUUGGCCUCCAGUCUGUUACCGUGCCAACAACACCAGGCCCAGUUAGGACCCAUCACUCACCGACCCGUGUCAAGACGGCCCUCUCAUACGUGGCAGAGCCACCAGCACUCAAGAAGUUACCAAACAACGUCCAUGCUCCGCAGCUACGUCCUCUCGCCCCCGCAGGUCAACUCUAUUCUGAAAGCCAACGAGUACAGCUUCAAGGUGCCAGAGUUUGAUGGGAAGAAUGUGUCAGCAGUGAUGGGUUUUGAGAGUAACCAGCUGCCGGCAAACGCUCCUAUAGAAGACCGUCGAAGUGCAGCCACAUGCCUGCAGACGCGAGGAAUGCUGCUGGGUGUGUUUGAUGGCCAUGCUGGCUGUGCCUGUGCACAGGCGCUGAGUGAGAGGUUGUUUUACUACAUAGCUGUGUCUCUGCUGCCCCACAACACACUGUGUGAGCUCGAGGCAGCGGUGGAGGCCGGCCGGGCCCUCAGUCCCAUCCUGCAGUGGCACAAACACCCCAACGACUACUUCAGCAGGGAGGCUCAGAUUCUCUACUUCAACAGCCUCCGAACCUACUGGCAGGAGUUAAUAGAUCUCACCAGCCCAGGCGAAGUUCCAGACACCCGCGAGGCGUUGAUGAAUGCCUUUAAGAGGCUUGACAAUGACAUGUCCCUGGAGGCUCAGGUUGGAGAUCCGAAUGCUUUCCUGCACUACUGGGUCCUGAGGGUGGCCUUUUCUGGAGCAACGGCCUGUGUGGCUCACAUCGAUGGAUCAGACCUGUAUAUAGCCAAUUCUGGAGACGCUCGGGCGGUGUUGGGGGUGCAGGAGGAGGACGGUUCAUUCAGCUGUCACACUCUCUCUAAUGACCACAGCGCCCAGAAUGAUGAUGAGGUGGCUCGGAUACGAGGUGAACACCCUCCAUCGGAGAGGAAGACGGUUAUACGUCAGGACCGGUUGCUCGGCCUCCUCAUGCCGUUCCGUGCGUUUGGGGAUGUGAAGUUCAAGUGGAGUAUUGAGCUGCAGAAGUGUGUGUUGGAGUCUGGACCUGAUCAGCUCCAUGAAAACGAGCACACCAAGUUCAUCCCUCCAAACUACCACACACCCCCCUACCUGACCGCCGAGCCUGAGAUCACAUACCACAAACUGCGGCCACAGGAUCGCUUCGUGGUGAUCGGCUCUGAUGGCCUUUGGGAGACCCUCCACAGACAGGAAGUGGUCCGUAUUGUCGGGGAGUAUUUAACCGGGGUGCACCAGCGUGCGCCCCUCAAAGUCGGCGGCUACAAGGUCACCCUGGGACAGAUGCAGGGGCUGCUCGAAGAGAGAAAGGCUCGCGUGUCUUCGGCUUUCGAGGAUCAGAACUCGGCGACCCACCUGAUGCGUCACGCGGUGGGAAACAACGAAUUCGGCACGGUCGACCACGAGAGGCUGUCCAAAAUGCUGUCGCUGCCCGAGGAGCUGGCUCGCAUGUACCGCGAUGACAUCACCAUUAUCAUCACUCAGUUGAACCCUCAUGUGAUUGGAGCACAGACACAGGAGGGGCAGUCCUGAGCCAAACCUUCACUGGUGUUUUACUGAGGAGUUCACACACUUCUAGACAUGAGCACACUUUGUGGACAAACAGGCCAUAUUAAGAAAACUUCUGUCCAGCAGUCGGAAAGAAUUGUUUUAACUCUAUUUAUGUAAAAAAAAAAAUGGUUCGUUUGUUAGCAGUGCUAGAGAAGAUCCAGUUCCUCGUGAAGUCCAAAGAUCUUCAUUGGAUCGUUCUCUAAUAUAACAUGCUAUUUAUGCUUCCAGUACCUUCUGGCAACUGUUUCAUACACACUUCUCUGCGUGGCUGAUAAGACGCUGUUACAAACUGAUUUUUGCCAAAAGAUUCAACCUCCUUCCUCGUCUGCUGAAGGAUUCAGAGGGGUUGAAAUUAUAGAGAUUCCAAAGAGGUUGAAGGUUGGGACUUUACAAGUAAAGAGGCCGUGGUUGAUGCGGACCUGCUUCUCUGAUAUGGACUCUAACUGGGCUGUGCCAUUAUAACACCGACACUCUCUUUCUCUGCCGUCUGGUUUUGUUAUUUGCAAUCUUUCUCACUUUCUAGGCUGCUCCUGCAUCUGUUACGACAGGACUGUUUGUUUUUAGUCCUUUGUGUAUGUCAUUGUGUGAGAUAAUCUUAGUACUGUCCAAACAUAUACAUGUUGUUCUGCAUUUACACUUCAGUCUGUGAGUAUUUGGAUGAUGAUGUUUGUUACUCCAGCGCACUGGAUUUCAAGUAAAACAGUGACUGUCAGGUUUAAGUGCUGACUUUGAGCUUUAAAGUGUUUACAUCCAUAUUGGUUGAACAAUGUAGGACUCUAAAACUAAAGUUGACAGCUAACACUGAUAGUGUAGUGGUUACCAUCCUGUGCGGCACCUCCUAAUGAGUCCCAAGAUAAAUUUCAGGGGUCACAAGAUGAUUAUAGGGAAAAGAGAGAAAAUGAUUCUGUUGCACACAAUUUAUCUAUUUAAAUAAAUACUGGAUUCCUUUAAAAUCCCACAAAUGAAACAAUUUGAAUAGUCAAAUUGACUUUUUUUUUUUUAAUUUUAAAGGGUUCAUAAGCCAAAAAGGUUGGGAACCGCUGAGCAAGGGAUUGUUUUCAUUUCAAAAUGUUAUCAAUAUUUACAGACUGCACCAAUGAAAUGUGCACCACUACAGGUAGACUGUAGCAGUGAUAAUUAAGUGAAAUUAUAUUAUAUCUCCAUUUAUAUAAUACAGCACCACUUUGGUUAGAGUGACAGCGGUAGAUUGAAGUACUAUGUCUGUUCGUGAACCUCUAAGCAGACACAUUGUGGUUCUUUUCCAAGCUUUGUGGGGUUAACAGGGACGCUUGUUAAAAGUUCAUCUUGCCUUAUGUUAUUUUUUCUGACAGGUCAUUAGCAGUUUGGGUAACAGGUUGUUACAGUUUGGGUUUUUAUCACUCAUGACAGUAACGGUGGAAGCAGAAGCACUCUCCUAAUACUCUUCAGUUAAACACUAAUGACGGGGUCGUAGCUGUGUGUUCAAGUGUAUUUAAGCCCAAAUGAAUGAGCGGAAUGUCAAUUUGAAAGAAGCUGUUUGAAUAUUAAAGAUUAUUUAUACAGCUUUGCAGUAUGUUACACAUCUUUAUCUACAGUUGUAUGUAUAAAUUAUAACUUAAUGUGGGUUUUGUAUAUUGAAUGGUUUAAUAAAACACUGAAUACACACCA